GAAACAUAUACCCCCUCUUACGCUCCUCCUUUACACACUUUGCUGCUUGCUGUCAUGCCUCACUCGAGUGGUCCGGGUAGCGCGGGCGGUGCUGGCGGCGCCGGCGGAGAGGAGGCAGACAACCAGCUGCCGGGACUGCCUCUGGUGCUGGACAUGCAGAUGGCAAGGCUGUCGCCAAAGCGACAGUCGUCUGCUGGACGGCGGCGAGUGUCGCCGGCUGGACGGCGGCAGAGGGCGUCGCCUGUGGCAAGUGGGCCAGGCGCAACGACUGGCGCAGGUAGUGUGCUCGGCGAGCCGGUCCCGAUCUUUGCCCCACCGACGGUGCCCAAGUGGGUCGAGGCUGCACGGGGCAGCGGCGAAGGCCAGACUGGUGACAACGGGGCCGAUGCUGGCGGACCAAGCCUCACUAUCGCCCGCACCUGGCUGAUGGAGCACGCCCGGCUGCUCGAGUCCAAGGCCAAGCUCGAGCGGCGGGUGGAGGAGAUGGUCGAGUCAUCGCACGACGGAGACGCACUGCUCGCCGAGAUUCGGACCCUAACCGACCGAGUCAUCUCGCUUGAGACGGCCAACCUGGAGCUCCGGGUCCGCUCCAAGCGGCUGAACGAGGCCGAAGAGCUUGCCGCCCGCGCCCAGGCCGAGCGCGAGGAGAUCCGCCGCAUUCACGGCGAGCUAUCGCAGCAGAUGGACCAGCUCUCGGCCCGUAACGAGGCCGUUGUCUCGGCGUUCAAGGUUGUCCUUGAUCGCGAAAAGGCCGGCCUGGUGUCGCUGGAAGAAACCACAACUGAACUCGAAACGGUCCGCAACGAGUUCCAGGCGGCCCAGGUGGAGAUCGGCGAGCUCGAAGCCGACCUGGCCGAUGCCAAGGCGCUUGUUGACACCAUUCCACAGCUCAAGACAAAGCUUGCCGAGGCUCGCCACGAGCUGGACGCUGUCACCGCCCAGCGCGACCGCGCCACUUCCCGCUUUGCUGCCAUCCGCAAAGACCACGAGGCGCUUCGUGAGCAGCACUCGGAACUCCACGCCUCGCACAGCACACUCAAGACCGAGGCUGCAACGACAAUGACUGAGCUGCGGAAACUCAAGCACUCGCUCUGGUCGCGCGAUGUCGAGUACCGCGAGCUCAAGCGGUCGCUACGGGCCGCCCGCGAAGAUGCCGCCGCCGCCCGCAAGUCGGCUGCCGCCGCCGCAAAGAAGCACAAGGCCGCGUUCAAGGACGCAACACGAUACUCGGAGGAGGAGAUGGCGGCGACGCGGACCAUGCUUGACGACGCGCGCGCCAAGCUUGUCACCGCAACAACCAACACCAAGGCCAUGCACGCGCUACUUGCCCCGCUGGUGGACGCGGUGCUCGACGAGGUUGAUGCUGGCGGCGCUGUGCCGCCGGCAGUGGCUGACCUCGCCGAGGCUGCACACUCCUCUCUUGUCCGCUACGCCGACGGCGAGUGGGUCUCCGCCUCAGACUCGGACUCGGACGACGGGUUUGGUGCAGCUGUCGUCGGCCCGGGCUCGUUUACCCAGUCGUCGGUCGACGGCUACAUCUCGCGCAACCCUUACGGCUCGCCGUCGCCCAAGGCCCGAUCGCCCGUCCGCCGCCUCCCGCUCCGGCCCGUCGCCUCCUCGCCGGUCUUUGUCCCGUCCAACACCUCAAAUCCCAAGUGUCGCCAGCGCAACUUUCUCCCGCAUCGCGCCGUCCACUCGCAACAUCCCUCAACCCUAGGCGGGACUGCUGACAAGACGGUGCGGAUCUGGAACGUGGCUACCGGAACGCUGGAGAGAGUACUGGAGGGCCAUGUGAUGGGGGUGUCGGACGUGGCCUGGGACGCCCGGUCAAAGUAUCUGGUGACGGCGUCGGACGAUAAGACGCUCAAGAUCUGGGACGUAGCUACGGGCGAGAUGCUCAAGACUCUCGAGGGCCACGUCAACUACGUCUUCUGCUGCAACUUCAACCCGCAGUCGACGCUCAUUGUUUCGGGCUCAUACGACGAGUCGAUUCGGGUGUGGGAUGUGAGCACGGGCAAGUGCCUGCAAGCGCUGCCGGCCCACUCAGACCCGGUUGUGGCCGCCCACUUUAACCGCGACGGCACGCUCAUUGUCUCGGCCUCGUUUGACGGCCUCAUCCGCAUCUGGGAUGCGUCAACCGGUCAGUGCCUCAAGACACUCAUCGACGACGACUGUGCCCCGGCAUCGUUUGUCAAGUUUUCGCCCAACGGCAAGUACAUCCUCGCCGGCACCCUCGACAACGCGCUCCGUCUGUGGAACUACACCACCGGCAAGUGCCUCAAGACCUACCGUGGACACGUUAAUGAGAAGCUGGCGGUCUUCUCUACCUUUUCGGUCACCUCGGGUACCUGGAUCGUCUCGGGCUCCGAGGACGGCUCGGUCUACCUGUGGGACCUGCAGACCAAGGCUGUCGUCCUCAAGCUCGAGUCGCACACCGCACCCGCUCUGGGUGUUGACGCGCACCCGACCCGCAACAUCAUCGCCUCGUCGGCGGCAGAGCCGGACUGCAGCAUCAAGCUUUGGGUCCAGCCCGAGCCCGAGCCCGCGGGCGACGACGGCGGGGUGGCGGCCAUGACGACCGAGUGA
Messenger RNA from Thecamonas trahens ATCC 50062, 2586 nucleotides. RefSeq names its product WD repeat-containing protein 5. The coding region runs from base 55 to 2586 and encodes 843 amino acids. Gene Ontology annotation, molecular function: histone binding. The transcript has 2 exons. The record is from RefSeq and is a predicted model, not a curated record. Lineage: Eukaryota; Apusomonadida; Apusomonadidae. Gene Ontology annotation, cellular component: Set1C/COMPASS complex.